GUUCAUAGAAACACAGCCCUUUAAAACACAAACACGUCGCGUACACGCUUUUCCUCUAUGCUCUAGCAAGUUUUGUUGCUACCCCCUUUCCUCCAAGUUCAUCAACGCUUCUCUUCGUCAACCUCAAUCGUAAUUAUUGUUUCUGGUCAAAUGAAUCGUCAACAUGAAUCCUCAAGUCAAGGCGGUCAAAGCCAGUCGGGCCAGUGAUGAGAUGCAAGUCUCACCAACACCGAAAUCUAUGGAGCAGAAGUCGGCAGGUCAGAAGUCGGCAGGACAAAAGCUAAAAAGGAAGCUCGAUUCGACUGACAAGCCGCCUGCGUCCGCCUCAGACGGAAAGAAGAGAAAGCAAGACGAUGCAUUGAGCGCGACAUCGAAACCUACUUCAAGCAAGCAAACUAGACCGUCAACCGCCACUACCAAGGGCAAGAAAGCCACUCAACAAACCAGUUCCACCAAAGCAGCUCCAACCAAGUCCGAAGACCAGGAAUGCCGCUUCUGCCUCGACGGCGAUGGUAAAUGGGCCGGCUUCGAUGAAUACGCAUACAAACCGGAGUUCUACACAGAACUUUGCUUUGAGUGCAAGGACACAGUUCUCAAGAAUAGCUGUCGUGUUUGCAAGCAGUUGUGUAUAGAUGAUGAGUACAUGCUGCCAGAGAGAGAAGAUAUGUGUCGGACGUGUGAGAGGAAGGCGUUCGACAGGAUUUUGUUAGGAUAUGGUGUUGGAGAUUAUUUGUAGGAUUGACAGGAGAAGCGAGGGAUAGCUUUGCGAAGGAGGCUGAAGAGGGGGGAUUCUUUGGUCUUGGGAUGAGGUAUGGGGUAGAAGUUAUAAAUUAAUGGUUG
This is a messenger RNA of Mollisia scopiformis, 840 nucleotides long. RefSeq lists its product as uncharacterized. The transcript is spliced from 2 exons. The record is from RefSeq and is a predicted model, not a curated record. Bases 164 to 736 code for a protein of 190 amino acids. Lineage: Eukaryota; Fungi; Ascomycota; Leotiomycetes; Helotiales; Mollisiaceae.